Molecule: messenger RNA, 1735 nt
Organism: Erigeron canadensis
Lineage: Eukaryota; Viridiplantae; Streptophyta; Magnoliopsida; Asterales; Asteraceae
Product: probable serine/threonine-protein kinase WNK4
Exons: 7
Coding region: 40-1629 (529 amino acids)
Biological process (GO): protein phosphorylation; intracellular signal transduction
Cellular component (GO): cytoplasm
Molecular function (GO): protein serine/threonine kinase activity; ATP binding
Source: RefSeq, a predicted model, not a curated record
UAGUCUUGUUUCAUAUAUUGUGUUCUUCGUGAGAACAUCAUGGAUUAUCAAGUGGGAUUCUUGUUGUCCAUAAACAAUUUGCUUCAAGAAAUUGAACAUAAAUCAAAUCUAUAUCAGCAAACCUUGCCUGCAGAUACAUGCAUCGUUGAAAUAAGUCCUAACAAUCGUUAUGUUCGGUAUAAUGAAGUGCUUGGGAGAGGAGCAUUCAAGACUGUAUACAAGGGAUUUGAUGAGGUUAAGGGAAUCGAAGUUGCUUGGAACCAAGUUAGUCUGGAUAAUACAUUACAAUCACAACAACAUUUGGAGAGAUUGUAUUAUGAGGUUCACUUACUUAAGACUCUAAAACAUGACAAUGUAAUGAAGUCGUAUUUCUCUUGGAUAGACAAAGAGAAAAGAAAUGUCAACAUUAUUACAGAAUUAUUCACUUCGGGGAAUUUGAGACAAUACCGUCAUAAACACAAAAGUGUUGAUCUCAAGGCUAUUAAGAACUGGGCAAGGCAGAUCCUCGAAGGCUUAGCUUAUCUCCACAGUCAUGACCCGCCUAUUAUUCAUAGAGAUUUAAAAUGUGACAAUAUUUUUGUCAAUGGAAAUCAUGGAGAAGUAAAAAUCGGAGAUUUGGGAUUGGCUACCUCGAUGAUACAACCUACAGCUAAAAGCUUGAUUGGCACUCCUGAGUUCAUGGCUCCAGAGCUGUAUGACGAGGAAUACAAUGAACUGGUCGACAUAUAUUCGUUUGGAAUGUGCUUGUUAGAGUUGAUUAUUUGUGAAUAUCCAUACAAGGAAUGCAAAAAUCAAGCACAAAUAUAUAGAAAAGUCACUUCUGGUAUAAAGCCAGCUGGUCUUGCACUAGUAAAAGACCCCCAAGUGAAACAGUUCAUAGAAAAAUGUUUGGGUCCAGCUUCUCAACGAUUGUCUGCAACAGAACUUCUCAAAGAUCCAUUUUUCUCUCCAGAAAUUACGAAAUCAUCCAUGGACGUACAAGUUGACAAAAGGCUACCAUGUGUUACUGGCACCAUUGGAAGGCCUCGUGUUUCGUUAGUUGAGAUGCAGAGUGUUAAUGAGAGAUACCAUUUCAAAGUGAAAGGCAAGAAAACCGGUGAUGAUUCCAUCUAUUUAAACUUGAGAAUUAUUGAUCACAGUGGUAAACUGAAUAAAAUCCGGUUCACGUUCUAUAUAAACUCUGACACUGUACAUUCAAUAGCUCAAGAAAUGGUUGAACAGCUAGACUUGUUACAUCAAGAUGUUGCUUUCAUAGCCAAGCUGAUUGAUGACUUGAUCUUGAAGCUUGUACCAACUUGGAAAACCUCAUACGGGUCCAACAGAGGCCCAAACUCAUUCAUAGGUUCUCAAAUUACUCAUAAUUCAAUAGGAUCAUUGGCAGAUCAUAUUUGUAACAACUCGAGUCAUCUGUCUGCUACACAUUCAGACUUCGGGAUCUCUUAUAUAGAUUUGUGCAAACGUGUAUCUUAUUCUACAAGUUUGUAUCUCCCCCCCAAAUAUGAAAUUAAUGUAGACGAAGAAAAGUACCAAGAAAUGGAGCAAGAGCUUGAUGCAGUUGAUGUUCGGUACCAUCAAUGGUGUAAAAGGCUCCAAAGGAUGAGAGCAACCAAGAAGGUUCGUGUAUUUUAAAGUGCUCCAAAGUUCUAGUCAUGUAAAAUUUCAAUUGUGUUGUCAUAUGGCAUAUGGGAUUGAAAUUUAUUUAUUUCUCUCCUAGGAAGCUUUACACUUCUUUUGU